GGCGGGCGGCGGGCAGAGCUGAGAGGAGCGGAGCCGAGCGGACGCCGCCACCUGAUCCCAUCCAGGCGCGGAGACGAAAGCGACCGGCACUCGGCGCGCAGGGCCCCCGGCGCCCUCGCAUCCGCAGCGGAUUUCGGGACAAGGGUUCGGAGGUAGCGGCGACCGGCGACCACCCCGGCAGAGCCCGCGCGCCGCCUCUCAGGAACACUGGCCCUGCUGCCAGAGCCCCAGGAGCCCCCAUGACUGCCGGCGAAGGGAGUCCUGGAUAGCGAGGCCCUGGCUGGUCCAGGGGUGGGUACCGCAUCAUGCCACCCAUCCUCCAGCGCCUGCAGCAGGCCACCAAGAUGAUCAGCCGCAGGAAAAUCCUGCUGUUGGUGCUAGGGUGCAGCACCUUAAGCCUCCUCAUCCACCAGGGGGCGCAGCUCAGCUGGUACCCCAAGCUGUUCCCUCUGAGCUGCCCUCCUCUGCGGGACUCUCCACCGCGCCCCAAGCACAUGACCGUGGCCUUCCUGAAGACGCACAAGACGGCGGGCACGACGGUGCAGAACAUCCUUUUCCGCUUCGCCGAGCGCCACAACCUGACGGUGGCCCUGCCGCAUCCGAGCUGCGAGCACCAGUUCUGCUACCCACGCAACUUCUCGGCGCACUUCGUGCACCCGGCCACGCGGCCGCCGCACGUGCUGGCCAGCCACCUGCGCUUCGACCGCGCCGAGCUCGCGCGCCUCAUGCCGCCGGGCACCGUCUAUGUCACCAUCCUGCGCGAGCCGGCCGCCAUGUUCGAGUCGCUCUUCAGCUACUACAACCAGUACUGCCCGGCCUUCCGGCGCGUGCCCAACGCGUCGCUCGAGGCCUUCCUGCGCGCGCCCGAGGCCUACUACCGCGCGGGCGAGCACUUCGCCAUGUUCGCGCACAACACGCUGGCCUACGACCUGGGCGGCGACAACGAGCGCAGCCCGCGCGACGACGCCGCCUACCUGGCGGGCCUGAUCCGCCAGGUGGAGGAGGUCUUCUCACUGGUCAUGAUCGCCGAGUACUUCGACGAGUCGCUCGUGCUGCUGCGGCGCCUGCUGGCCUGGGACCUGGACGACGUGCUCUACGCCAAGCUCAACGCGCGCGCCGCCAGCUCGCGCCUGGCCGCCAUCCCCGCGGCGCUGGCCCGCGCGGCGCGCGCCUGGAACGCGCUCGACGCCGGCCUCUACGACCACUUCAACGCCACCUUCUGGCGCCGCGUGGCCCGCGCCGGCCGCGCCUGCGUGGAGCGCGAGGCGCGCGAGCUGCGCGAGGCACGCGAGCGCCUGCUGCGCCGCUGCUUCGGCGACGAGCCCGUGCUGCGGCCCGCCGCGCAGAUCCGCACCAAGCAGCUGCAGCCGUGGCAGCCCAGCCGCAAGGUGGACAUCAUGGGCUACGACCUGCCCAGCGGCGGCGCCGGCCCGGCCACCGAGGCUUGCCUCAAGCUGGCCAUGCCCGAGGUGCAGUACUCGAACUACCUGCUGCGCAAGCAGAAGCGCCGGGGCGGCGUGCGCGCCCGUCCCGAACCGGUCCUGGACAAUCCCCCGCCUCGGCCCAUCCGGGCACUGCCGCGCGGCCCCCAGGGCCACUGAGCUGCGGGAGUCUGGGCCCUACCCCGCCCGCCCGAGUCUUGCCCAGGGCUGCCUCCAGGCCCGGCCCCAUCAGGGCCCUUUCCUUCCCAGGAGCUUGAGCCCCGCGCCCUACUUGGGGGUGCAUCUCCGUAUCUGAGCCCGCCUCCGGGGAGGGUGCCGAUAGGCCCGAUCGAGCCCCGGGCCGCCCUCUCUUCCUUCCUAAUUGGUUAGUGACUUUGACAAGAGGUCUGAGGCUCGUCCAGAACUGCCCAUCCUGCCUUUUUCUGGAGGUUGAGCCCUCCUCCUGGCUUUUCCAAGUGGAUGAGCCCAGGCCACAGAGAGGAGCUGAGCCCUGGGGAAAGGCCGCUCUGCCUGUGAGCCUUCCCGGUCUCUUGCUCCUCCUCCCAGGGAUCAGAGGCCUCCACGCCGUCUGUCUUCCAGGUUCCACCCUACCCACAGACCUAAGCUGCUCCCACACUCCCAGAACCGAGAGUUCUUGAGUUGGGCUUUUUGUUUGUUUGGUUUUUCUUUUUUUAAUAAAAUGUCUUUAAAAUGU
This is a messenger RNA of Ceratotherium simum simum (southern white rhinoceros), 2136 nucleotides long. RefSeq names its product galactose-3-O-sulfotransferase 3 (gene GAL3ST3). The record is from RefSeq and is a predicted model, not a curated record. Gene Ontology annotation, cellular component: membrane. NCBI's taxonomy places the organism in Eukaryota, Metazoa, Chordata, Mammalia, Perissodactyla, Rhinocerotidae. Gene Ontology annotation, molecular function: galactosylceramide sulfotransferase activity. Gene Ontology annotation, biological process: glycolipid biosynthetic process.